Molecule: messenger RNA, 513 nt
Organism: Trichobilharzia regenti
Lineage: Eukaryota; Metazoa; Platyhelminthes; Trematoda; Strigeidida; Schistosomatidae
Source: the annotation of a GenBank genome assembly
UCAACGUUUGCGUUACAUUUUUACGUGAUUCGUUACAUAAAAUUUAUCUUGUUGUAGUACUUGCACAAGUACUAUACUACUUCCAUACUUGUAACCACUAACUUCCAUUUCUAAUAGUUAUGGUUAAUCAAAGUAAAAAGCAACGAACCCAAUCCCCUGUAAAACUGGUGUCUAAUUUAACGUCCUUGAUUGCUACAUCAAGCAACACACCCCCAACAAACGGCUAUAGUGAGUCACAUAACUCACGUGUAUGCCGUAAGCGUCGAGCUGAAACUGAGGAUAAAACUGUACUGACAGCCAGUAUUAGCACUACUCCUAAAAAUUCGGUACCCUCUGCUCAUACAGAACUCCUCCCUUCACCUUAUGUGCUUAUGGAGAAACUCCAGCCAUCAAGCUCUUUUUCAGUACUAUCUUCAGAAAUAGAACUUCUAAAGUUGUCUAUAGGAGAACUUAAGGCUGAGUUAAGGGAAAUAAAAAACAGCAAGUCAGUAAAUGCUGGAAACAUCGAAACCA